This is a messenger RNA of Rotaria sp. Silwood2, 1759 nucleotides long. The record is from the annotation of a GenBank genome assembly. Lineage: Eukaryota; Metazoa; Rotifera; Eurotatoria; Philodinida; Philodinidae.
AUGAUGACAACAUUUCUUAAUUCCGAUGCUGCAUGUCGUGUAACAUAUCAAGAAAUAAUAAAAAUUUUACAAACAGAUGCUAAAUUAGGUUUAAAUGAAAAUGAAAUUUUAAAACGACGAAAAUAUUAUGGUCAUAAUGAUUUUGAAAUAGAUGAUGAAGAACCAUUAUGGAAAAAAUAUUGCGGACAAUUUAAAGAACCAAUGAUAUUACUUUUACUUGCAUCAGCAUUUAUAUCAUUAUUAAUGAGACAAUUUGAUGAUGCUGUAUCAAUAACAGUAGCUAUUAUUAUUGUUGUUACGGUUGCAUUUAUACAAGAAAAUCGAGCUGAAAAAGAAAUUGAAGCAUUAAAAAGACUUGUACCACCAAAAUGUGUUUGUAUAAGAGAAGGAAGAAGUCAACAUAUAUAUGCAAGAGAUUUAGUACCAGGUGAUUUAUGUAUUUUGGAUAUUGGUGAUCGUAUACCAGCUGAUUUACGUUUAACUGAAGCAAAUGAUAUAUCUAUUGAUGAAUCAUCAUUUACAGGUGAAAUAAAACCAUCGAUGAAAACUAUUGAAUCGAUUUCAUUUGGUUCAAGACAAACAUCAAUUAGUGAUAGACGAAAUAUUGCUUUUAUGGGUACACAUGUACUUAAUGGAAAUGCAAAAGGUGUUGUGAUAUCUACAGGUGAAAAUUCAGAAUUUGGAAAAGUAUUUCAAAUGAUGCAACAGCAAGAAGCACCAAAAACACCAUUACAAAAGAGUAUGGAUGCAUUAGGAAAACAACUUUCAUUUUAUUCAUUAAGUAUUAUUGGUUUUAUUGUUAUUGUUGGAUGGUUACAAGGUAGACAUCUUCUUGAAAUGUUUACCAUCGGUGUUAGGUAUGUAUAUAUAUAUAUAUGAAUCAUCUCAAACAAAAUCAGACAUACUUCACAUCAGUGGCGGAUCCAAAAAAUCAAUGAGGGGAUGGCGGUUUGCUGAAGGGGGUGACGGUCAUGGUCAAAAACCAGUUUUUGAAGCCUAUUCAAGGCAACACCAGUGUUUUUGUUUUUAUUUCUGCUGAUGAAAAAUGGAAAAAAUUUCGCGAGGGGGUGGCGGUCGCCGAAUCGCCGUACGGUAGAUCCGCCACUGCUUCACAUAUCGGUUUUGACUUUAACUCUUUACAAGAAUUAUUUUUUUUUGUAGUAUAGACAUAUGUAAAAAUAUUGACUCUUUCAGUUGAUUAUUCAUUAAAACUAAUUAUAGUGGUCAUAAGAAAUUCUGCUACCGAGUAAAAAGUACAUAAACUUCAAUCGUUUUGCCUGAUAUUUUGAGUAAAGAUCGAGCUUGUUGAAUCCUGAUUGAAUGUAAUUACUCGAGAUCGAUAGACAUCAAUACAAAAGAUUUACAAUGAAUGCAUUGGAUUUUUUCUUGGAAUCGAAAAAUAACUUUUUUUUUAAUACCUUUCUAAUUUUUCACUAUUUCAAUGUAUUAAUCCCAAGGGGGAAAAAUGAGACUUGAAGAGUGCGUACUUCAGAUUUUUUUGAAGCAGAUGAACUUUUUUCAUUAGUCUAAUAUCAUGAGGUUUGUUUUCUAUGUUAAGAUAUUCUCGUUUAUGUUGACCUUUGGUAUGACAGCUGAUUAAGUUUUGAUUGUACCGUGCAAUCAGAGUUCAGUAUGCUCUAUUUGUGAUCUAAAGAAAUAAAGUUUAGAUACUUUUUACCUGAUAACGAGACUUUUUGUGAUUACCGUAAUUAAUUAUUUAAAAAAACAAUUACCAAAUAUCUCUUUAAUCAUGUGAGAA